AUGCGCUUCGAGGGCGCCGAGCGGCGCGACGCCGUGGCCUUCCACCCGCUGCUGGCGCCGCGCCCCAGCGACUUCUCGGUGUCUGCGCUGCUGACGGCGGGCGCGCUGCCGCCGCCGCCGUACCUGCCCGCGGCGCUGGCGGCCGCCGCCGCGCUGUCCGCGCCCUGCCCGCUGCUGAAGCCGCCGCCGCCGCCCUACGCGCCGUUGCCGCCCGACGACGACGGCGUCCUCGACGACCCCAAAGUCACGCUCGAGGGCAAGGACCUCUGGGAGAAGUUCCACAAGCUGGGCACCGAGAUGGUGAUCACCAAGAGUGGCAGACAAAUGUUCCCACAAAUGAAGUUUCGCGUGUCCGGACUGGACGCGAAAGCGAAAUACAUUCUCCUGCUCGACAUCGUCGCAGCUGACGACUACAGAUAUAAGUUCCACAACAGCCGAUGGAUGGUGGCGGGCAAGGCGGACCCCGAGAUGCCGAAGAGGAUGUACAUCCAUCCCGACUCCCCCUCCACCGGCGAGCAGUGGAUGCAGAAAGUUGUCUCCUUCCACAAGCUCAAGUUAACCAACAACAUCAGCGAUAAGCACGGAUUCGAGCUCAUCUAUAACCAAAGUCAACGGAUGUUGUCAAAGUUGCUGUGGCCCAAUCCAGUGCCUAGUGCGCCAAGAGAUCCCCACUCAGACCAUUUGUGUGUCACGCAGACGAUCCUGAACUCGAUGCACAAGUAUCAGCCGCGCUUCCACCUCGUGCGAGCCAACGACAUCCUCAAGCUGCCCUACUCCACCUUCCGCACCUACGUCUUCAAGGAGACCGAGUUCAUCGCGGUCACCGCAUACCAGAACGAAAAGAUAACGCAGUUAAAAAUAGAUAACAACCCGUUCGCGAAAGGCUUUCGAGACACGGGCGCAGGGAAGAGGGAAAAGAAUUUGUCGGUGUACCGCAGGCAGGCGCUGCUGACGGCGCGCGCCGACGCGCGGGACGAGGACGAUGAGCGGCCGCUGGACGUUGGCGGCCCCGCCAGCCCGCCUCCGCAGCCCUCCGCUACACAGCACACUAACAGCUCGUGGUUCAGCUCGGGAGGUGGCGGGGAUUCUGGCGCGGAGGAAGCGGGUUCCGACUCAUCGUGCUCGGGCGGCGCGCGCGCCUCCUCUCCCCCCGCCGGCCCCUCGCGGCCCUCCCCCGCGCCCGACGUGUCCCUCGGACCCCCGGUGCAGCCGCCGCUGCUGCCCUACCUCUACCCCCCCUCGCUGUACCCGCCGCCCUUCUUCCCGCCGCACCAGAUGCCGCCGGGCCUGCUGUUCAACCUGCACCCGCUGCUGCAGCAGUACUCGCUGCCGCCGCCGCCCGCGCCGCCCGCCCCCGCGCCCGCGCCUUCACUGGGCAAGGCGCACAGGUUCGCGCCGUACGCACUACCGGGCCUGGGCUCGGCGUUCGAGCAGGUGGCGCCGCGCGCGCGCAGCCUGAGCUCGUCGCCGGCGCGUGUGGGGGCGGGGGCGGGGGCGGGUGCGCGGGCGGGGGCGGGGUCCCCGCUGGCGCGCGCGGCCUCCGCGGACCCGCCCCCCGACCAGCCCACGUCCACCACGACCUCGACGGCCGCCACGCCGCCGGCCUCAGACCUCAAGAGCAUCGAGCGCAUGGUCAACGGCCUGGACGUCGAGACUCAGGACUGACUCGCGACCUAGCCUGUAAAUAGUAUUUAUAUCCCCCUCCUCGCGCUCCGCACCAGAACACCGGAGUGCUGGCGUUGUUUUGUAUCGUUCCUAUUUUGUUUUUUGUUUUUUGUCUGUCGAGUUCUAAUCGGGUCGAUAUUUCAUUGUAAAUAGUUAAGCUUUACCCCUCCCCCCUAGAUAGUACAUAGCGUCUCACUCCCCCCCCCGCGCCCCGAGUGCACUGGCCGUGCUUCUAUAUCAACCAUACGUUUAAGCUCUCAUUUGUCAAUAUGUGAUAAAAUUUAUAUUAUUUACAUUUAAUAUUUAAAGUAUAUCCAAAUGUAAGCUUGACGUUUAUUUUUGGUUUACAUAAAAUCGCAUGGUAUUAGGGCU
Messenger RNA from Papilio machaon (common yellow swallowtail), 2037 nucleotides. Its product is annotated as optomotor-blind protein. The record is from RefSeq and is a predicted model, not a curated record. Gene Ontology annotation, biological process: positive regulation of DNA-templated transcription; cell fate specification; regulation of transcription by RNA polymerase II. Gene Ontology annotation, cellular component: nucleus. The transcript is spliced from 8 exons. Gene Ontology annotation, molecular function: RNA polymerase II cis-regulatory region sequence-specific DNA binding; DNA-binding transcription factor activity, RNA polymerase II-specific. NCBI's taxonomy places the organism in Eukaryota, Metazoa, Arthropoda, Insecta, Lepidoptera, Papilionidae. Bases 1 to 1665 code for a protein of 554 amino acids.